Molecule: messenger RNA, 1221 nt
Organism: Talaromyces stipitatus ATCC 10500
Lineage: Eukaryota; Fungi; Ascomycota; Eurotiomycetes; Eurotiales; Trichocomaceae
Exons: 2
Coding region: 277-1221 (314 amino acids)
Biological process (GO): canonical NF-kappaB signal transduction
Source: RefSeq, a predicted model, not a curated record
GACUAAACUGUUGCUAUAACACUACUCGCUUCAUUUCUCACGAUUAUUCGAGCUUCUUCUGUACAUGCGAUUCCAUUAAAAUAUGGAAAUAUAUCAGCAGAAGACAAGAACAGAGAGCGCAUGAUGUCAUUACUUACAUACCCUGUUAGCGCUCGCUUUUGACGACAACCAUGGACGAAGCAACAGCUCAGUCGAAUGGUGCGCCUACAGCAAGCGAGUACGGCCCAUUUACAGAGGAAAGAAGGUCUGAAAAGUUAAGGGACGGAUGGAACGAAUAUGAAAACAAAGCUUCUCGAUCCUCGAAAUUCCGCUUCAAGUCUUCAAAAUCGCGCGCAAGACACAGCUCCUCGCAUCACUCAAGCAGACAUGACAGCGACAGCAGACCGCAUUCAGAAGGACACAGAUCUUACCGGCACCGGCACCACCAUCGUCAUCACAGCUCGCGCCAUUCCUCAAAACGCCAAAAGACCGAGGAAUCACCUCCUCCGGCCCGCAGCCACAUUUCGCGAAUCGCUUUUCGACGCCCUAGGCGACGAUGAAGGAGCUUUAUACUGGGAAUCCGUAUACGGCCAACCAAUCCAUACAUACGCCAUCCCAUCAGUACCAAAGGGACCAAACGGGGAAUUAGAGCGCAUGACAGACGAAGAAUAUGCCGAAUACGUACAAGCCAAGAUGUGGGAACGAUCGCACGAAGGCAUAAUGCAAGAAAGAGAACGACAAAGACAAGAAAACGCCAAAGCAAAGCAGCGUGCGGAAGCCGAGCAGCAGCGAGCAUUUCGAGAUCGUACUCAAUUCAAUGAAGCUCUUGAAGAAAGUCUCAAGAGGGGCGAGAAACGGAGACGAGCUAAAUUAUGGAUAGCGGCUUGGGAGAAAUACAUGAAAAGUUGGGAAGGGUUGGACGCUUCUUCGAAAGCUCCGCCGGCCACUUCUUCCGAUACUGAGAAACCAUUUUAUAUCCGGAAUUAUAUCCAUUGGCCUGUGGAAAGUGGUAAACGGCGAGAUAUUUCGCGUGAUGCGGUGAGGGAAUUCAUGCAACAUUCUUCUGAGAGUUUUCUGAAUACACUUAAAGCGGAGCGUAUACGCUGGCAUCCGGAUAAGAUGCUCCAUCGAUACGGGAGUUUGGGUCUGGGAGAAGAGAAGACUUUGGUACAGAGUAUUACCGAAGUUUUCCAGAUUCUGGAUGAUUUAUGGAUUGAAGAGAAGGGUCGCCAGUCCAGAUGA